AUGCGCCACCUCGCCCAGCAAAUCAGCCUCCUCCGCGCCGACGCCCCCACCCCGCGCGAGCUCCGCCGCCGCAGCAUCGUCCAGGCCCUCGUCAUUUUCCCUUGCCCCCUCGUCCAGCUCGCCUGGAUGUAUCCCCUGACCGAGCACCGCUACGGCCUCAUGACCCUCUCCGGCUGCCGGUGGCUUCCCGCCGACGCUUGGCCCUUUACCGUCUUCUUCAUCAUCAUGCACCCCCUCUACGCUUUAGGGGCCCUCUACUACGCCAUCGUCGUCUGGUACCGCUACCGCCAAAUCGCCGCAACCGCCACCGCCGUCCUCGCCACCUCCAACAGCGCCGCCAGCAACCGUGCCCGCCGCGCCCGCCGCCGCCUCUACUUCAUGACCCUCUCCAUCCUCGCCCCCUACUUCCCCGUCUGCACCCUCUUCGCCGCCCACAACAUGCUCAACUACGGCUCCUUUGCGCCCCUCGACGUCCCCGCCCUGCGCGCCGGCCGCGUCGACAACGUCCCCUGGAACACCAUCUUCCUCGCCCCGACCUCUUCCAUGGAUUUCGGCUCCCUCGUCGACCGCUACAUCGCCAUCAUCACCGCCUUCCCCGUCUUCCUCUUCUUCGGCCUCACCAAAGACGCCAUCAACACCUAUCGUCGCGCCGCCCUCGUCCUCGGUCUUGGCUGCCUCUUCCCCUGCUUGCGCGAAGAGUACGACCCGGACCGGCGCUACUUUCCCACCCACGGCGGCCCCUCUGCCUCCUCUCACAUCCUCGCCACCUCGGAGACGACACAGUCCGCCCACGCACCCGCUCACACACCCGCCUCUAGCCCUCUCGCGUCGGUCCUACGCUCCGCAUUCCACCGCAAGGGAGCUCCGUACCCGGUCCGCACCGAGACCCAGACCGAGACCGACGCAUCGCCCGUCGCGCCGGCGGCCGGAAAUGCCGUGCCGUGUACCUAUCUUCCCCAGAUCCCCAUCGGCGUCGUCGAAACUCGUGUGUGGAGCACCGAGGAUGAUGCGUCCCACGCGCGGGACUGGGUGGCUGCGAAGCCUGGCGCUUAG
Messenger RNA from Parascedosporium putredinis, 1053 nucleotides. NCBI's taxonomy places the organism in Eukaryota, Fungi, Ascomycota, Sordariomycetes, Microascales, Microascaceae. The record is from the annotation of a GenBank genome assembly.